AUGAGAAGAGAAUACUUAUUCAAUAUGGAAUAAGAAAAAAAAGCCAAAUAAAAAUAUAAUUAAAAAAUGCAAAUAAAAAACGCAAUAAAUGCCAAUUAAUAAAUUCCAACCGAAUUAUAUAAAGAAUCGGAUAAAUUAAAAAAGGAAUUAUAAGCAAACGAUGAUAAUACAAUAAUUCCCAGAAAUCAUAUUGACGAUGAAUAUGCAAUGGCUUAAUAUCGUGAUCCAAUGAUAUUAAUAACGACUUCAAGAAGUCCUUCACCAAGACUAAUAAGUUUUUAAAAAGAAUUAGUCUCGUUUUUCCCUAAUAGUGAAAGAAUGAAUAGGGGUGCUACUGUAAUAAAAAACUUAGUUUAAUUUUGUAACUAAAAAAAUGUUACAGAUUUAGUAAUAGUUCAUGAGCAUCGUGGCGAACCUGAUGGUAUGAUAAUUUCUCAUUUUCCUUUAGGCCCUACAUUAUAUUUGGGAGUUAAAAAUUGUGUAUUAAGACAUGACAUUAAAAAUGCUAAAUUAGAUUCUAUAAGUUAAUAAAAUCCUCAUUUGAUUUUUCAUAAUUUUUCUACUGCGUUAGGAUAACGAAUAAUGAAUAUUUUCAAGCAUUUAUUCCCUAUACCUAAAAUAGAUUCUAAAAAAGUUAUUUCUUUUGCAAAUAAUAGCGACCUUAUUUCAGUUAGACAUUGUUUAUAUGAAAAAAGUGAUUAAAAUCGACUUAAUGAAGUUGUUUCUUUUGCAAAUAAUAGCGACCUUAUUUCAGUUAGACAUUGUUUAUAUGAAAAAAGUGAUUAUAAAACUGUCGAACUUAAUGAAUUGGGACCUAGAUUUGAAUUAAAACCAUACUAAAUCUCACUUGGAACUAUUGAUUAAACUGAAGCUACCAAAGAAUGGGUUUUAAGACCUUAUAUGAAUACUGCUACUAGAAGAUAAGCAUUUUGAAUAUAAAUAAAAU
Molecule: messenger RNA, 946 nt
Organism: Ichthyophthirius multifiliis
Lineage: Eukaryota; Ciliophora; Oligohymenophorea; Hymenostomatida
Product: u3 small nucleolar ribonucleoprotein protein, putative
Exons: 4
Biological process (GO): rRNA processing
Cellular component (GO): small-subunit processome; nucleolus; Mpp10 complex
Molecular function (GO): rRNA primary transcript binding; snoRNA binding
Source: RefSeq, a predicted model, not a curated record